Messenger RNA from Perognathus longimembris pacificus (Pacific pocket mouse), 1006 nucleotides. RefSeq names its product family with sequence similarity 219 member B (gene Fam219b). The record is from RefSeq and is a predicted model, not a curated record. The coding region runs from base 1 to 528 and encodes 175 amino acids. The transcript is spliced from 5 exons. Lineage: Eukaryota; Metazoa; Chordata; Mammalia; Rodentia; Heteromyidae.
AUGGCGACCGCCGAGCUCGGCGGGCUCCCCGUGCGGGGCUCCACCCCGGGGCCGCGGCCUGGCGGGACCCCGCGGCCGGGGGAGCGCAGCCCCGGGGCGGUGGAGAAGCGGGGGCCCUACAUGCUGACGCGCGCGCCUUCCCUUCAGGCCAAGCUGCAGAAGCACCGGGACCUGGCCAGGGCCGUGCUGCGGAGGAAAGGCGUGCUGGGGGCCUGGCCGGGCCGCCCCGACUCUUCAGGGAAAAGGUCAGUGAAGUUUAACAAGGGCUACACUCCUCUUAGCCAGAGUCCCGACGAGAACCUGGUGUCGCUCGACUCUGACAGCGACGGGGAGCUGGGAUCCAGGUCCUCCGGCUACUCCUCCGCAGAGCAGGUGAACCAGGACGUGAGCCGGCAGCUGCUGGAGGACGGCUACCACCUGGACGAGAUCCCGGACGACGAGGCCCUGGACCUCAUCCCGCCCAAGCCCAUGGCGUCCGCCUGCUCCUGCACCUGCUGUCUGGGGGACUCGUCCUGCACCCUGCAGUAGGCGCGGCCCCGACCUGGGCCCCCGCCGGGGACCUGCCGGCUGCCGUCCCCACGCGUGGGGACCGAGGGGGCCCGGGGAUCCGCGCGGACCCGGGGACGGCCGGGGAAGAGCUGCGCGGGGCAGACAGCAGCACCUAGCGCGUGCGGCUCGACCUCGCGGGGAGUCCCGGGCCGGGGCGGCCCGGCGCGGCGUGCUCCUCUUCCCUCUCGGGUGUCUGUCGCUCCGCCUGUGUGCGCGGCGAGGCGGUCCGCGCGCCUUCCCCGCGGGACCCGCUCCUCUCGGGGAGCAGCCGUGGCCGCCGGCAGGGAGCGGAGCCCUGGAAGCUGGGGAGCACCGCCCGCAUGGUUGGACGGCUGGGGCGGGGCGGCCAUCGCUGUGUGGCCGCCCGGGAGGGGGCUCGGCUGCGCAGGGAGGCCGGAGGGGAGCCCCCCCUCACAGAUCUGCACUCGUGAAAAUAAAUGCGAUCCUUCCAGCCGCA